Messenger RNA from Cydia amplana, 771 nucleotides. It is a transcript of the gene Pis, whose product is annotated as CDP-diacylglycerol--inositol 3-phosphatidyltransferase. Gene Ontology annotation, biological process: phosphatidylinositol biosynthetic process. Gene Ontology annotation, molecular function: CDP-diacylglycerol-inositol 3-phosphatidyltransferase activity. The coding region runs from base 72 to 740 and encodes 222 amino acids. Gene Ontology annotation, cellular component: membrane; Golgi apparatus. NCBI's taxonomy places the organism in Eukaryota, Metazoa, Arthropoda, Insecta, Lepidoptera, Tortricidae. The transcript is spliced from 4 exons. The record is from RefSeq and is a predicted model, not a curated record.
UCCUGGGGCGCCGCCUAUAAUAUUAUUUUAUAUUUUAAAGUUUAUUCAAUUUAAAACACCUAUCUUCGAAGAUGCCAGAAACCCAAGAAAACAUAUUUCUCUUUGUUCCCAAUAUCAUUGGAUUCGUCAGGGUCAUCUUGGCUAUCAUAUCCUUCUACUAUAUGCCGACGCAUUGCGUCUUCGCGGUGAUUUGCUACGUGACCUCGGCGCUGCUGGACGCCGUGGAUGGCCAUGCUGCGCGGUUCUUUAAUCAGAGUACUAAGUUUGGAGGAAUGUUAGACCAGCUAACUGACCGCGCUGGCACUGCAGGCCUCAUGAUGACCCUCGCCACUUUCUACCCCAAGUACACCUUCUGGUUCCAAAUCUCCAUGGCCAUCGACAUCACUUGCCACUGGCUCUACCUGCACUCGGUGACUGUCCAGGGCAAGGCUUCGCACAAGCUGAUUGACAUGUCUGGGAACCCCAUCAUGCGGCUGUACUAUACCAACAAGAAUGUGCUUUUCUUCAUGUGUGCUGGGAACGAAGCAUUCUAUGCGGCUCUGUAUGUUAUGUACUUUUACACUGGCCCUACAGUUCUCGGAAUCGGCCUGUACAAGCUCAUUGCUCUGGUCUCCAUGCCAGUGGCGGUGGUGAAGGCAGCCAUCUCCGUCCUCCACGGCAUCGUGGCGGCCAUGAACAUCGCCUCGCUCGACCGCGCCGAGCGCGCCGCGGCCGCCCAGAAGCAGGACAAGGCUAAUUAAGCUAAUAACUAGUUGUAGUUUGGCCAGCCAU